GCGCAAGAAAGCUUCAGGGCCAGGCAAAUGAGGGCACCAAUUGAGAGUCCUGAAGUAUCGCAGAAUUAAUCCGAUAAGGGAAAAGAAGCACCCCACAUCGCAUCAUCCCCAAGGCGUGCUAUCCCGGCACGCCCGGCUUGAUAAGACACCACCUCGGAAUGUGUUGUCCAGAUCCCCGCACAAACCAAGUUCAAGUCAAACUUUUCUUUGCAUAAACCUGACUUUCCCUUCCUUUGAAUACAUUCUUAUCAUCCGUUCCACAUCAAUAACGAAAAUGACAAUCAACAAGACCCUGCGGGGUCACAAACUUUUGAUGGUCAUGCCCUGGGAACAGCCGGCCGAGUUCAUUGAGAAUCUCAAAGCUGAGUUUCCGGGCUUGCAAGUGGUCACCUAUCGACAAACAGAAUGGGACCAGACUUGGGCCCCGUUCCCUGACGAGGAAUGGAAAGAUGUCACCGUCCUCUUGACUUUUACGGUGUUGCCGACGCCGGAACAAGCCCCAAAGCUGGAAUACAUCCAACUCAUGAGUGCUGGCGCCAAUCAUGUGUUGGAUCUGCCAAUCUUCAAGGACACCGAAGCCAAGUUUUGUACAGCCAAUGGCGUUCACGGCCCCCAGAUAUCGGAAUGGAUCAUUGGCACAUAUCUAGCCUUUCAACAUCGAUUUCCCCAAUAUCAUGAAAAGCAGAAAGACGGCCGAUGGGAUCGAUCUGACUUGAACCUUAUUGAUGAUGCCGUCCAGAAAACAAUCGGAAUUCUGGGCUAUGGCUCAAUAGGCCGUCAAACAGCCCGUCUAGCCACUGCCAUGGGCAUGAACGUCCAUGCUUACACCCUCCAUCCUCGCACUACACCCGCCUCGAAAAAAGACCAUUCUUGGACGCCCCCAGGGCUUGGAGACCCCGGUGGGAUCUACCCUUCCAAAUGGUUCUCGGGCUCUUCGCGCGCAGACUUGCAUGCUUUCCUGACCUCUGGGCUCGACCUGCUGGUUAUCGCCACCCCCCUGACGCCCAACACUCAACACCUACUCGCAGCGGCCGAGUUUGAGUUGCUGGCGGCGGACGGCAGGAAGGGAAGGACAUUCGUUUCCAACAUUGCCCGCGGACCUGUGGUCAACACACCAGAUAUCAUUCACGCGCUGAAGGAAGGGUUGAUCAAAGGUGCAGCUCUGGAUGUGACUGACCCUGAACCUCUUCCAAAUGGACACGAGCUCUGGAGUAUGGAAAACGUCAUCAUCACUCCCCAUGUAUCUGGCGCAUCGACACAUUACAAUGAAAGAGUCCUGUCCAUCUUGGAAUACAACCUCAAGAGAUUGAGCGAGGACACGGAACCGGUCAACAAAGUCAAUAAGAGAGAGGGCUAUUAGAAGACACGUUGAAAGGACAAACAAAUACCUCGUACUGUUGGAUAGGGUGAAUUGACUAAUGCGGCGGAUGCCUAAAAACAGGAACUUAUCUCCCAAUCGAAGAGUAUGCAUUCAAUGGCGUGUAUCAACCUCUUCCGGCCAAGCUCUAAAGAGUAACGAGAAACCGACUGUGGAUGCUACAUCAGUACCCACAUUCCAUACAGAAUUAAAUAUUAAAUCUACCGAACCUUAACUAGCCAUCAGAGCAGAGAAGUCGGCCUUCUGAUUCCCAGAUCAUCACCAUCGUCCUCGUGGUCUGUAAUGUCGAGAUCAAUAUCGCCAAAGUCUGGAAUCUCCAAGAUGUCUGGUGUUGCCAGCUCGUGUCGGUUGCCGAUUGUUUCUGGCAUCCGGGAGGGCAUUUCGUGCACAGCUGUGGAACUAUCGGCUUCGUGGAUUGACGUGAACGGGUGUGUGGGCGGUUUCGUCAGCCCCUUCUCUCGAGAGAUCAGAGUUGAUGUAUUGUGUACCGCGGUGCCAGGAGUCGGAAGAGGAGGAGGGGCAGGAAAUGAUUCGGACGAAAAGAGCGGCGGAAUUGCUGAUUUUUCCGUGGUCAUCAACCGUUUCUCUUCACGGCGUUUCCAUGCUCGAUGACCCAACCAUGCGAGGACGAGGAGAACAGCCAGCCCGGCAAGGACGCCGCCAAUAAUUGCGAUAAUGACACCGGUGGAUGGCCGCCCCCCUCCGACAACUGUUGCGUCAGAACUGUCCGAGCUGUCCGAUCCUCGAGGCAACGAUGUUGGGUUCGGAAGGGGCGACCCAUACUCAUCGGUCGGAGUUGCUGUGUUGGAGGGAUCGGUCGGGUUUGCCCCACCUGUCGAGCCUGCUACUGCCUGGAAGAACUUCUUGCUUGAAGCUUGUGACGGCGACGUCCCUGAUCCGCCGAGAGAUUCCAGCCCAUUAUGACGCCCACCUCCUUCGUCAUCGCCAUUCCCCCCAUUGUCCCCGCUUCCUUUGUCAUGACUUGUUUCGCUUCCAGUGCCUCCCUUGCCGCCAGUAUUGCCCUCGUCGCCAUGCUCCCUACUGCUUCCACCGCCGCUUUGACUUGUCCCGCUUCUACUAUCACCACCGCGCCCGCUUCCACUACCGCUACCGCUAUCGCUCCCGCUUCCACCACUGCUCCCACUCCCACUCCCACUCCCACUGCCGCCGCCGUUGCUACCGCCGCCUCCGGUGCUGGUUCUGCUUCCACUCCCGCUUCCUGUCCCCCCCCCCGAGCCGUUACCACCCCCCGUCGAGGUGCCUGUGCUCGGAGGUGGGUUCCGCCGAACACAUCUCCUCUUGAUGCGUGGUUCUUCAUGAAACCCCCACAACCCCUUCCGCGCGAUGGAUAUCGUGUUACCCAUCUCUGUGUCUCUUUUCCAACCAGAAGUGUUAUGCAGCAAAAUAAAAGAAAGGCAGCGAAUGCUAAACUGCGCAAAAUUGAAAGAGUGUAAUCAGUGCUUCACACUGGGAGCCUUCAAGAAAUUAUGGCUUUGUGUGGGUGGCCGUCCCAUGUAGAAUGGUGGUCGUUGAUAGUCGCACCAAAGACGAUGGCGAGGUGUAACCGAGCACAAAAGAGAAAGGAAAGAGGGAAACGCCACGAGGAGGCAAGACGGGAGAAAAAGAGAAGGCGGAGGAGGUCGGGGAAUGUUCUCCUGGUACGGCGCAGCAGACCACCCAUGCCACCACCAACAACUUUGCCUGGUUUUUGGUGUCGACUGUCGAUAUUGAAGCCCUAAGCCCAUUCACUUCCAGGAACCCUACUCACCUGUGCCUCGAGGAUCUGGACAGGAUGCCUGUGGCAUUACACCGCAGUGCGUCUGACAAUCUCGUGACUCAAAGGUGCACGGAUCGUAGAUGAUGGGCGGGUGUUGGCUCCGGCGAGAACGAGAUUAUGAUUGAGGCACAGGAUGCAGGUUAGGUGCAGGUAGAUGGGUUGAUCAUGGUGCCAACAGCAAGUCACCGUCACCUGGGGCCAGGGUUUGAGGAGUUGGCAUGAUCCCGCAUGCGGGUGCUCAUCUUGUUUGUUGGUGCAGUUGAUGGGGAACGCCGCGAACGGAGGCAUGGCAUAUAACUUUGAGUUUUGAAUUGCAGAUGCACGACACCUAUUUACUGUCAUUCCUCAUCUGUUGAAAUAAUACGCU
Podospora pseudopauciseta is the source of this 3522-nucleotide messenger RNA. RefSeq lists its product as uncharacterized. Gene Ontology annotation, molecular function: NAD binding. NCBI's taxonomy places the organism in Eukaryota, Fungi, Ascomycota, Sordariomycetes, Sordariales, Podosporaceae. The record is from RefSeq and is a predicted model, not a curated record.